Molecule: messenger RNA, 5690 nt
Organism: Anastrepha ludens (Mexican fruit fly)
Lineage: Eukaryota; Metazoa; Arthropoda; Insecta; Diptera; Tephritidae
Product: arrestin domain-containing protein 3
Exons: 5
Coding region: 290-1576 (428 amino acids)
Biological process (GO): protein transport
Cellular component (GO): cytoplasm
Source: RefSeq, a predicted model, not a curated record
GCAGUGUGUAGAAAGCAUCGAUAACGAAAAACUGAAAUAGGCGAUAUCGGCGCCGGCUGUUCUAUCAUUAUACUGUGAUACAUAUAUACGAGUGCAUUAUUAGUAUUCAUUUAUAAAGUACAUUUAUAAUCACUUCUGUACUGGCCGAAGUGAUACGUCUCGCUAACUUAUAACGCUUGACGAAGAGAUUUUUUCCGAAAUUUAUUGAAUGAGAAUUUGUCGUGUAGCUUCUAAUUAAAAACAAAUUGUUCACAAAUAAUAAAAAAAAAUAUUAAUAAACUAAACGAAAAUGCCCUCCACUUGCGUAUUUGAGUUUGAUCGACCACAACCCGUUUACUAUAGCGGCGAAACUAUCAAUGGACGCAUUUUGCUGCAUACAACCAGCGAAAAAAACAUUAGAGAGGCCUACAUCCUCUUCGAAGGCGAGGCAAAAGUGCGCUGGGAGGAAAGUCGAUCACGUUCACACGAUGGCAAAACAGAACACUACACCGAAUAUUUUCGUGCUACUGAAACCUAUUUAAAUACGAGAACAUCCGUGCAUGGCGAUGGUACGCUACAGCCAGGCACCUACACUUACACAUUUUGCAUACCACUCCCACUACAAUGUCCCACAUCGUGCGUGGAGAAAUAUGGAAAAAUUGCAUACGAACUGGCGCUGGUGCUAAAUCGACCAUAUCGUUUUGAUAAUAUUUUCAAACAGCCGCUAACGGUGUUACAUCAGGUGAACUUGAAUAUGCAACCAGAGUUAUUGAUACCUUUAAAAAGCGAGGAUAUCAAAUACUUUUGCUGUUGGCCCUGCUCAUCGGGACCGGUGGUAUCUACACUGGUUAUCCCAUUUGGUGGUUAUGCACCUGGUCAGAAAAUCAAAUACAACCUGCAAAUAGACAAUCAGUCGACUGGAUAUGAUUUAGAGGAUGGACUAGAAAUAAAAUUGAAACAAGUAUAUAAAUUUGUGGCACAUACACCACAUCACAAGACACGUUAUCACACCAAUACGCUGGCGCUUGCUGAACAGGGUAUGAAUUGUUUGAGACUUUCUAAGCGCAUAAUUGAGGGUGAGCUGGUUAUACCACCCGUACCACCCACUUCGGAUACAGACUACAUUAUUGGUGUGCGUUAUGAGAUUAAAAUGUCUAUAAAUACCGGUUGCUGUCAUACUGAUUCCGAGCUAGUGAUACCCAUUACAAUUGGUACAGUGCCUUUGGCGCAAAGUGCAACCAAUCCACAAAAUGGAAUUGAUAUGCUGCCAACGGCACCGGGUGCACCGGAUACACCCUUCGACAGCGAUGCACCACCAAAUUAUGAAAAAUUUAAGCCUCCCUCCUUCGAAGAUGCCACUACUAUUAGUGGCAAAUUUAUAGACCAAGACGUAGAUGAGCGCAAUCGUACCGAUGAAUUCAUUCCAAAAUAUCCGAUGUACAAUAAUUUUGCUGGACCUACAGCGCCGGUUGCAGCCCAAGCGGAUACUCCGUUAUUGCAGUCACAAGCUGGGUAUGCAAUGAAUAGUGCAACAGCAGAAACUCAACAGCCUUUGCCGACAACACGUGCUACGACUGGCUAUGGUUGGAACAGUUGAAUUUAAUCAAAUAUUAUUUACUCUAUCUGUGGACUCUUGGCAAAUCAACUUAUGUGACUUCAACAGGUUUUGCUUUAGGGGAAAUAAUUUCUUAUCUAUCACAGGAUAAUUUAGUAUUCUAUUCAACUUUUAUUAAGAUUGUUGCUCUAGCUGAAUGUUUAAUUGAUUAAAUAUUUCGAUAAAAUCGAUCAAUUUAGUGCCGUACAGCAAAAAAGUGCUAAAUCGACUUAAGUUGGCUCAUCAACAGUGCGCAAAUAUGUACCUGCAGUGAAAAGUCUCAAUAUGUGCUUUCGUUCGCUAAUAUCACAUUUUGCCACAUGUGCCGGUACCCUCUAUUUUAUGCUGUCUUUGAAAGGCAAAUGGUUUCAUCAGGGGUACGAGUGCUUUUAGAAAAAAUGGAGACUAGGCCAUAUGUAUGUGUCACACACAAAUAAGCUUGAACUAUAUAAAUUUUGCUCAAAAAGUACCCGGAAUUUCUCGUUUACAGGAACUGGGCUAGAGAUUUUAGCUGCUAUCGACUCACAAACCAUUUAGCGAGUAGUGAAUAAAACAACAAGUUUCUCUUGAAUCCGACGUAUGAAACUUGAUUUGGCAGCACUGUAUUAUUUCCGUUUUAGCAAACUGUUGCCUGCUUCCAUUGUUUUUAAGAGCAUUCCGCUUGAAAGUAUAUGAAAUGUUAACGAAUAAUAUUCCCUUUCAUAAUUGAAACCACAGACAUAAGGAUGUCGCUUCUAAGUGGCUUGAUCAGUACGACAGCCUCUCCAUGAAAGAUCUGUACGUACGACAAUCAGUUCUACGUAACUGAAAAUAAUCGUAUUUAUAUCCAGCUAAGGAAUUCAUUUCAACAGCAUUCCCCAUAAAUGUAUGGGGAACUUUUAUGCUACAACAACAACAACAAUAAUUGCUAAACUGUUAUUACUUUCAUAUACAAAUUUUUCCUUAAGAGAGUAGUACGAUAGAAUUACCUAGCGAUCAGAGAAGUAGUGCAUCGAAGGCAGCAAUGGUUGAACCUCUUUUCAAGAUGGAUGCAGCUAUAGACCGCUCAUAUGUCACUUUCUAGCACUAUCUGUCGGAUAGUGUGAAUAAUAGCUUUGCAAACGAAGCAUUAUAGGUGCAUUGGACGAAGUUAGAUUAUAGAACUACGAAAUUUCAGACAGACGCUUUGCUCACCUAAAUUUGACGCAGCCAAGGAACGUCUACAAAAUAUCUACAUAGCUGUGAGAAGAGCAAAAACAACAAUGAUUUUUAGUUUGUUGGUGCUUGAACUCUCUACACUACAACAAAGUGAGAGGUAAAGAAAUUUUAACAAUUUGUUUUCUAAAACAAAAGAAAUUACAACAAAAAGCGCUAUUCAGCUUCGUCAAAUUUAGUUGAGCAAAGUCUCUGUAUGAAAUUUCGUAUUUCUACCAAAAUUUCAUCUGCAGAAGCUCUAAAUUUGUCAACGGUAACCUACAAGAUCCUCAUAAUGUCGCAACGUUUAAAGUAAGUCGAGCUGUGGCGGACGAUUUUCGAUUAUUGACAUUGAAAAAGUUAAGAAAAUUGUGCUCAAAAAUCAUUCGCUGCGCUUCAGAGAGGUGGCAAUUGAUGUUGGUGUAUGUUUAAGUACGAGACGAGAUGAAGCGCAACUUGAUUUCAUGAAGAACGAUUCAAGCUCGCAAAUGUCCACGGAGUCGUUCCCACACCAUAUAACCUUGUAACGCAAAUGAGGAACACGAAAGGGAAAUGGGAAGAGUAAAAGAGUUUGCAGCAAGGAUAUUAAUAAAACCCCAAAACUUACAAUGGGAUGGUAAAGUGGAAUCAAAGCGAAUGCGACCGAUCUAGAACACCCGACAGAUAUGUCAUCUAAAGAAACCCUUUUUUAAACAGAACAGAACAUGUGAGGGUGGCUGUAUUCACGAAAGCAGGGCAAGCACGCACGCGUUAAGUAAAGCCUCAAGACAAACCCAAACAGACGACAAGUCGAUAUCCUGUAACGAUAUUGCAACUUUCCAAAGCCUCAUUGGUCACAAAGCAAUGGAGGCUAGAUAGCGUGGGAUUAAUACGCAAUUAGAAGAGGAGCCUGGUUUGUCUAAAAGGCAUUAUCGCGGCUCCGCCUUGAUGAAAUGCUUUUAGCAGUCCCAGGUGAAAUCAACCUAGAGGCGAAGAAUGUUAUAGGGUUAGUAGGAGCAUGCCCUACAUACCACUGGUGUGGCAGCACCUUUAGUGAUGUUUCUGACGUUUUCGAAUUUAACCUCCUUUGAAAAAAGCGCAACUUGCGCCGAGUAUACUGCUGGGUUUUUUUUCUUGUUUACACAAUUUAAUUCAUAUUUAUAAAAAUCUUCUCUGUGGCCUAAAAUAUUAUUCAAUGUAUCAUUACCCUUGGCAAUAUAUAUGAACGACGCUUCUCAGAUGAGUCAAAAUAAAAAAACCAAAUCUUAGUCAAUCCAAAAUGAACUCGUUCUUUGAAAUAUGUGUGUGAUUGUCAAGUCAUGGUGUGGUCCAUCUCGAAUUCCAACCGCCAUAUCAGUACUAUCCAUACCAUACUAAGUAAGUUGUACUAUGCUAGUGUAUUAAAAUAUUCGAGAGAUGAACUUUCUAUUUUAAUAGCGAAAUAAGUCAUAAUUUAUUCACCGCGACCAUUCGAAGGCUCGCAACUCGUCAUCUUGUAUGCGACUACGUGAGCAAAAACAUUUUUAAAUACUAUAUUCAUUUCAUUAUCUUUUCCUGUUUCCCAAGCUCAGGUUAUCACCUCGCAGAAAGCGUUUUGAGAUGGCUCAAAUUAUUAACACGUUGAGUGCCUAGCAGAUUUAAUAAAAAUCUUCAACAGAGCCCAAGCGGCUUUUUCGUUUUAGAAAAAGCAAUGGGAAAUUAGAUAAUAAUAAGUUCUUAGUAAUCCUAUUGUUGUUGUUGUUGUAGCAGCAUACACACCUCCCAUACAUAGACGAGGAAUGAUGCUGGCGCGAUAAGUUCUCUGCUGGAUAUAAAUCCGUAUCAUUCCGGUAACGUAGAACCGUCUGUCGUGGGAAUGUAAUGUUAGUAAUCCCCGAAUGGCUUUGUUGUUUAGUUCGAAUUUUUUAAUUUUCUUUUUGUGCCGCAUGUUUUUGUGCGACAUGGCUCGGUAUGGCUAAACUGGAAUCGUAAAAGUUAUCAAAGCGCAAAUAUAGGCCUGCUUUAAAAACAUAAAAAAUGAUGUAGUCUGACAUCUUUGGAAGUAUUGGGUACCGUACAAAAACAUACGACAUGACACUCAAUGUGUUAAAAUAAUAAAUAAGAACUUGCAGAAGGGACUCUUAACAGUUCCGAAAUUGGCAUAUGAAUAGCGCUUCGAAGAUUGCGUAUUGUAUAAUAGUUUUCGCGUACAAUAAUUCGAUCCUAUCCUUGGAGGGAUGUAGGCCAAGAAAUAAUUAAUCAAAACCCAAAUAAUCAAGCAUGGAUGCCCAUUGGCCUUACGGCUUAUUGUAAAAGAAAAGACAAUAAGUGUGGAUAUGAAACACAGGAGAGCGAGGGAGAAUACUAAACUUCCCUGACUUCUUGAUGAAUCUGUAAAGCUUAUCGAGGUAUAGAGAAUGUUGCCGGUUCAACCAUUACUCCAUCUCAACACGUUUGACCCAAAAACGUGAUUCCUUACUAUGAUGCGCUUAAAAUAAAUGUUAAGAAAUAAUUGAAACAUUUUUGAUUUUUUUUUUACAAAUUCCGGAUACUUUUUGAACAGAAACUGCAAUACUUGUGAUAUAUUCGAUAAUAUGAAAUCAAUACGAAAUUAAAUAAAAUACGAAUAUUAACUUUAGUCAGCUGAAACAAGCUUUUGUUAUGUACAAUUUAUAACACACAGGUUAUCAGCGUGUAGAACUCAUCAAAGAACUUUUUCCUGCAGGGCCCUUUAAAAACUAAAUUCACGUACUUUGUAUUAUAUAGAUAUUUAUAUGCACCUAUAUAUAUAUACUCGAAUAUCAAAGCUACAUUGUUUGCAGAGCGAUCUACUGUAGCACAUUACGAUUUGCUUAAUUUAAGGUUUUUUUAUAUUUAAACAGUUAUGAACUUAAAGAUAUACACAAUGUUACUUAAAAGUUUUCAAGUGCCAUGAAAAUUUCACAGUUAAAUAAAUACAAAAAAUAAAAAUAGAAACGUUAAACCA